Molecule: messenger RNA, 1122 nt
Organism: Miniopterus natalensis
Lineage: Eukaryota; Metazoa; Chordata; Mammalia; Chiroptera; Miniopteridae
Product: aldo-keto reductase family 1 member C15-like
Molecular function (GO): oxidoreductase activity
Source: RefSeq, a predicted model, not a curated record
AUGGACUCCAAAUGCAGUCAUUCUGUGAAACUAAAUGAUGGGCACUUCAUGCCAGUGCUUGGAUUUGGCACUCUUGCUUCUGAAGAUGUUCCUAAGAGCAAGGCUGCUGAGGCCACCAAAGUGGCAAUCGAUGUAGGUUUCCGUCACAUUGACGCAGCAUACGUCUAUCAAAACGAAGAGGAAGUCGGCAAGGCCCUUCGAGAGAAGAUUGCAGACGGCACUGUGAAGAGAGAGGACAUAUUCUACACCACCAAGCUUUGGGCUACGUUCUUUCGACCAGAAUUGGUUCGACCAGCCCUGGAAAGAUCACUGAAGAAACUUCAACUGGACUAUGUCGAUCUCUUCAUCAUUCAUGUGCCAAUAGCUAUGAAGCCUGGAGAGGAGCUUAUGCCAAAGGAUGCCAAUGGGAAAAUUAUUUUAGAGACAGUGGACUUGCGUGACACAUGGGAGGCCCUGGAGAAGUGUAAGGAUGCAGGUUUAACCAAGUCCAUUGGGGUGUCCAAUUUCAAUCACAAACUGCUGGAAAUGAUCCUGAACAAACCAGGGCUCAAGUACAAGCCUGUCUGCAACCAGGUGGAAUGUCACCCAUACCUCAACCAGAGCAAACUCCUGGAAUUCUGCAAGUCCAAGGAUAUUGUUCUUGUUGCCUAUAGUGCCCUAGGGUCCCAAAAAGACCAAAAAUGGGUGGAAAAGGAUAGCCCUGUUCUCUUGGAGGAACCGGUUUUGAAGGCCAUUGCCAAGAAACACAAUAGAAAUCCAGGCCAGGUGGCCCUGCGCUACCAAGUACAGCGAGGGGUGGUGGUUUUGGCCAAGAGCUUCAAUGAGAAGAGAAUAAAAGAGAACUUCCAGGUUUUGGACUUUGAACUGACUCCAGAAGACAUGAAAGCGAUUGAUGGCCUCAACAGAAAUUUCCGAUUCUUUAAAUUGCCAUUUGCUAUUGAUCACCCCUACUAUCCAUUUUCUGAAGAAUAUUGACCAUCAACUAUACACCAUGCGUUCUACCAGUCUCUUGUCUCUAGGGAUGUCGAGAGGAUUUCUGCACUUGGUGGAAGUGAUUAAAAGCAGCUUUAUAGCUUCAGGCUGCUUGCCUUUCUUCUUUCUAAAACUCUUUUUAUUUUAUGA